Molecule: messenger RNA, 546 nt
Organism: Necator americanus (New World hookworm)
Lineage: Eukaryota; Metazoa; Nematoda; Chromadorea; Rhabditida; Ancylostomatidae
Exons: 4
Coding region: 1-546 (181 amino acids)
Source: RefSeq, a predicted model, not a curated record
AUGAAUAAUUCUGGGCUCAACAGUGGUUUUUCUAGAAAUAAGAUUUUUGGUUUGGACUGUGCUGCUCACGCAGGCUCAGACUUGAUAUCUUCAGCUGCAGCCGUUCACUUUAAAUCGAUUCAUUUAGUCUGUAGCACAUUGCGACCUCGCGGAAUCGGUCUCAUUCGUUUACCAUUCGGUGUGUCCGAUCAUCGUUCUGGCCCUCAUCUACCAAAUCUGUACAUAGCUGGAAAUAAACUAUAUCACAGGACCCAAGCUAUUCCGGAUGUUUCAUUGCCUGGGCAAGAUAAGGACUUCUCUGGUCACGCUCAACUAAAUCCUUUCACUCAUAUGACCGGCGUGGCCUCAAACCUCGACUAUGGUGACUCUUGGGGUGCUGGCUAUGCUCUGCAGGGAGUGAAUUUUCUAGUUAGCGAUGGUCCCACCUCGAUUCCAACGGCCAUCUCCACCGCGUCGCUUCGAGAGCAGCCGCUAACGCAAUUGCACUAUGCUUCAUGUCGUUUUGACUAUAGUAUACCUAUAGCUGAGCUUAGGCAUGUUGACUAA